Messenger RNA from Lactuca virosa, 1779 nucleotides. Lineage: Eukaryota; Viridiplantae; Streptophyta; Magnoliopsida; Asterales; Asteraceae. The record is from the annotation of a GenBank genome assembly.
AUGAGAGCUACGAAUUCAUCUUCAGUCACUCGAUCUUCUUCCAGCAAUUUAUCAUGCAGAAAACUAAAUAAAAAAAGAAAGAUUCCAAAUAUAUCUCAUAUACCCAUUUUGGACCUAACAUCAGAUGAAGAUUUACGUGAUCAACAGAUCCAUCAACAAUUAAUAUCAGAUUACUUGGACCAUGGUGACCAGACUUUUGUGUGUACGAUAUGUCAUGCACAAUUAUGGACACAUGAAGCUCUUAAAGGCAAUACUUCUGGAAAGAAAACUUCUUAUUCCAUGUGUUGUGGUAACGGAAAAGUUGAGCUUCCUGAAUUAAAAGAAGCUCCAACAAAUUAUCAAAAUCUCUUUCAUCUAAAGUUACGUCUUAUAGGAAGAAGGAAACAAGAUGGAAGGACAUAUAACUUACCUACUGCUUCUGAGGUUGCUGCUUUAAUUGUUGGUGACAUUGGUGAUGCAAUUGAUAAUAGAGAUAUCAUCGUAACAACUAAAUCAGGAAGUCUACAACGUAUAAACGAAUUACAUCCGGCUUACCUUGGUCUUCAGUACCCACUACUAUUUCCAUAUGGAGAUGAUGGAUAUAGAGUUGACAUACCUCACAGAGAUGUUGAUCAUUCAACUAAUACCAAACGUCGUUUCUGUACAAUGAGAGAAUUCUUUGCUUAUAGAAUUCAAGACAGAGUUAAUGUUUUUUCAUUAAUUCUUAAUUCAAGAAGGCUUUUUCAACAGUUUCUGGUUGAUGCUUAUACGAUGAUUGAAACUGAGAGACUAUAUUACAUACGCAACCAGCAAAAAGUUCUUAUAUGCGAAUCUUAUGAAACUUUAAAAAGCGUACAAAGUCAUGUUGUUUAUACGGUGGAGUUUCAAAAGCGUGGUCUGCCUCACGCACAUAUAUGUUUAUUCAUGCACUUUGAUUACAAACUCCCUACUGUUGAACAUAUUGAUCGAGUUAUUUCGGCUGAAAUUCCAAACAAAGACGAUGAUCCAGAAUUGUACUCACUUGUCAGUGAGUUCAUGAUGCAUGGUCCAUGUGGUUCUGAUAAUCCUAAAUGCCCAUGCAUGAGUGAAAACAAGUGUUCAAAAAACUUCCCGAAGCCAUUCUUGGAGAAUACUUCCGUUGAUUCAAAUGGUUAUCCUAUAUAUAGGAGACGUAAUGAUGGAUAUUUUAUAGAAAAGUCGGGUGUUAAGUUAGACAACAGAAGUGUUGUUCCAUAUCACAAAACCCUUUUGAAACGAUAUCAGGCUCACAUUAAUGUUGAGUGGUGCAAUCAAGCGGCUUCCAUCAAAUAUUUGUUUAAAUAUAUUAACAAGGGUCCUGAUCGGGCUACUGUUGAAGUUUCACAAAACAACAACGGAGGUGAUAAUGAUGAUGCUCCAGUUGAUGAAAUAAAUGACUACUAUGAUUGUAGGUUUAUCCCCCUUAAUGACGAUCAGCUUAAAAACUUGACGCUAUAUGAGAUUGAAAAAAUUCUACUCCAAAACAGUUCAAGCCUUAAAGAUUUUGUUGGGAAGCCUUACCCUGAUCAUGAUUCGGUAUCUUCUUCAAACAACCGUUUGAUUACUGAGGAGUUAGAUUUUGAUAUGAACAAUCUACAAAAAGAAUCUCAUCAACUACUUGAUUCAUUAACAAUUGAACAACGAUCAAUUUUUGAUGAAAUCAUGACAGCUGUUAAACAUAAAAAAGGAGUAUGUAUUUAUGCAAGAACUCCAUGGAAAUCAAGCUUUGAAGCUUUCCGUCUUCAUUUAGUCAAAGGUGAAAUUCCCCCUCUCUCUCUCUAA